GUUAUCAGUCACACACUGCUAUAUCUUCUUAACAAUAGCCAUCACUACUUUCUUGAUUUUUGUCACCAAAACAACAUCCCCACAAAACUCUCUCCACCAUUUUCUUGCAAAACUAAACAUGGGUUCUCUCUCUUUUCUCUCCCCCAUUUUUCUCUUCAUCUUAAUCCUAGCAUACCCACAACAAAGAGUUUUUUCUGAACCCAUUGUUACUAAAACUCCUUUAUCUUUACUAAUGAGUAUUAAAGCUUCUUUAGACCCAAAAAAUCUCAUUCUUUCAUCAUGGUCAGCUAAUGCUACUGACCCAUGCAGUGGUUCUUUUGAAGGUAUAGCUUGUAAUGAGCUUGGUCAAGUUGUUAACAUUUCUUUGCAAGGCAAAGAUCUUAGUGGGAAAAUACCACCUGAGAUUGGUCAGCUUCAAAGCUUGUCUGGGUUGUACUUGCACUUCAACAAGCUACAUGGGGUUGUACCUAAAGAAAUUGCUAACUUGACUCAGCUCUCAGAUUUGUAUCUCAAUGUGAAUAAUCUCUCUGGUGUUAUUCCUACUGAGGUUGGAAAUAUGUCCAAUCUUCAAGUGUUGCAACUAUGCUAUAACCAGUUGACUGGAAGCGUACCCAAUCAAAUCGGGGCUCUGAAGAAGCUCAGUGUUCUUGCUUUGCAAGUCAAUCAGUUAGCUGGAGCAAUUCCUGCAAGCUUGGGUGACUUGGAGAUGUUAACCAGACUUGACUUGAGCUUCAAUAAUUUCUUCGGGUCGAUUCCAGUAAAACUGGCUAAUGCUCCUAAGCUAGAAGUUCUUGAUAUCAGAAAUAAUACCCUCUCUGGCAAUGUCCCUCUAGCCUUAAAGAGACUGAAUGAAGGAUUUCAGUACGCGAACAACCCGGAUUUAUGUGGAAUUGAAUUUUCUUCAUUGAAACUUUGCACUCUUUCUGGUCUAAACCAAAAUAGACCACAACCAUUUCAGCCUGGUUCAAAUAGUCUCCCGACAAAAGACAUCCCAGAGUCUGCAAAUGUGCAAGCAAAACAAAUGAGUCAGUCUAGAAAAUCACAAACUGCUGUGGUUGUUGGUGUUAUUGCACUUUUUGUUGCAGUAGCAGUAACUGGGCUUUUCACAUUCUCAUGGUACCGCCGUAGGAAACAGAAAAUUGGAGGUACUCUUGAUUCUUCUGAUAGGCGACUCAGUACUGAUGAGGUGAAGGAGGUCUCUAGAAGAAGCGCGUCACCCCUAAUCAGCUUGGAGUAUUCCAAUGGCUGGGAUCCUUUGGGCAAAGGUCGAGGUGGAAGUGCUUUCUCUCAGGAAGUAUUUGAGAGCUUGAUGUUCAAUUUGGAUGAAGUUGAGUCUGCUACACAGUAUUUUUCAGAGGCAAAUUUGUUAGGCAAGAGUAAUUUCACAGCCGUUUAUAAAGGGACACUGAGGGAUGGGUCUUCUGUUGCUAUUAAGUGCAUUUCAAAGACUAGCUGCAAGUCUGAUGAAACUGAAUUUCUCAAGGGACUAAAGCUCUUAACUUCAUUGAAACAUGAAAAUCUUCUGAGGUUGAGAGGCUUUUGCUGUUCAAAAGGUAGGGGAGAGUGCUUUCUGAUCUACGAUUUCGUCCCCAAUGGAAAUUUGUUGCAGUACCUUGACGUGAAGGAUGGAAAAGGAAAGGUCCUCGAUUGGUCUACCAGACUUCACAUAAUCAAAGGCGUUGCCAGAGGUAUCCAGUAUUUGCAUGGAAACAAGGGAAACAAACCUGCUCUAGCCCAUAGAAAUAUAUCAGCUGAAAAAGUACUCAUUGAUCAGCGCUACAACCCAUUGCUCUCAGAUUCUGGUCUGCCCAAACUACUAGCAGAUGACAUUGUGUUCUCUACACUCAAGGAAAGUGCUGCAAUGGGCUACCUAGCUCCAGAGUAUACAACCACUGGCAGGUUUACUGAAAAGAGUGAUCUUUACGCGUUUGGUGUGAUUAUAUUUCAGAUUCUCUCUGGAAAGCGCAGAAUCACCCAAUCGAACCAUCAAGGGGCAGAGUUGUGCAGAUACGAAGACUUCAUUGAUCCAAAACUUGGGGGCAACUUUGUAGAAGCUGAGGCAGUCCAGAUGGCAAAGGUUGCUUUACUUUGCACUCACGAGUCACCAAAUCAGAGGCCAAACAUUGAAAUUGUCAUGCAAGAACUGAAUGAUCUAAUCUCCAGCACGUCGUGAAUGCUAGAGCAACGCCAAAAUUCUCAAAUGACCAUUAGGAGCCUGAUACUAACUGCUUAUUGAUGCACAUCAGUGUUGAUUGCCUGUUCCAUAUAGGUUAGUACUAAUGCACCUGGACAGGGAUAACCUCAGGACAUCAGUUCUCUUGUAUUUUGUAACUUAACCAUGAUUCUAAGCAAGUUUUCUCUACUUGCAAACUUAGUGUAUCUGAACUGCUAUCUCUAUUUAUCAUUAACUGCUGGCAAUCAGAACUGACCUCUUUGUUAUA
Molecule: messenger RNA, 2441 nt
Organism: Nicotiana attenuata
Lineage: Eukaryota; Viridiplantae; Streptophyta; Magnoliopsida; Solanales; Solanaceae
Product: probable LRR receptor-like serine/threonine-protein kinase At5g10290
Exons: 4
Coding region: 119-2173 (684 amino acids)
Biological process (GO): protein phosphorylation
Molecular function (GO): protein kinase activity; protein binding; ATP binding
Source: RefSeq, a predicted model, not a curated record